GAUAGCCACGGUUAACCGCAGCUUGGUUCUUUGAUAUGUCGGCCGUCUAGCUAGGGUCUUAGUUUGUUAUUCUGCUUGGUUUAUUGUUAUUCUGCCUCAAAUAUAAUUGUUUACCGAUAUUGAGUGUUCUUUUCCAGUGUUGUAUUUGUGGUUAUGUCGUCCUUUGGAGAGCGUUUGAAAGCGAGGAGACGAAUGCAAGAACAAAGCUACCGAACCAUGAAGAGGGUGAGACAGAAGAACAUGCGGGUAAUGAAUCAGCUGGACUGUCAGUGCCGAGUCCUGGACAACGAGAGAAAGAUAAAAUCGCACAGUCUCCAAAAAGAAAAAGAACUUCUGGAAGAUUCGAUACAGAAUUACAAGAGGGAGAGGAAGGCUGUUCAGAAAAAUAUUCUGAUGCUGCCGGAUGCUGCUGAGGAGCAGGAUUACGUUAUCAGAUCUACAGAAGAUAUUAGACUUCUCAAGUGUAGUUUGUUGAGACUUGUACAGGAUGAUGACAACGAAGAGCUUAACAUAAAGAAGUUCAAGAAACUACCCCGUGGUGCGUUCUUACCAAAGAUUUCUUUUGAUCCGCAAGUUCCCUUGAAGAUGAUUGAUCGGGACAUGAAGGAUCUGAGAAGAUUCAACCACAUUGAGCUCAGGGACAAACUGCUCGUAAGUCGAUUUAGGACGGCACAAAACGCGAGGUUGCUGCAUUCGUCUCUCCAGGAGAGGUACCACAGCUACAAUGUUGAUUCGUUUGGGAAAAGUAGUACAGCUGAGGGCAGGAGGAAACUUCCUGAUCGCUCUUACCAAUCUGUCUCUACCCCCUUUAGAAGAGGCUUGGAGCGCGAGGGUACUGCUGUAGCUGGACAAAUAUGCAAAGUCAGGGACAAAUAAAUUGUUUGAUUAAUGGGUAUUAGGUUUCAUCACAGGAACUAUGUUUUAACUAUAAACAUAUGAAAUUGGAUGCAUAACUGUAUUGAGUAUUGACUAUUGAGUUAAUGAGAUAUUUCUUGCUAUAGGAUCUGAUCGUCGGCGUGAUGUUAUACUGUUAUAGUGUGCGACGCUGCAGACCACGUGUAAUUUCAGGUCUAUUGCUGCUAUUAAAGCAUCCCUGGCUUGUGGUGCUUAGGUACUUUAUCAUGAUGCUACUACAAUUUGCGUUAUUUGCUUGAUGGUCGGAUUAUAUAUAGCCUAAGUAUUAUUGAAAAUUGAGUAUAUUUAUUUUUGUUUUAUGCAAUUUUUCUUGAAAUUUCGAAGACCCUUUGUUUAUGUAUGAGCGUUACUCAAUCUUUACUCUAAAAUAUUCCUUAAUUGUCCGUUUAACUUAUU
Molecule: messenger RNA, 1311 nt
Organism: Bolinopsis microptera
Lineage: Eukaryota; Metazoa; Ctenophora; Tentaculata; Lobata; Bolinopsidae
Exons: 4
Coding region: 154-876 (240 amino acids)
Source: RefSeq, a predicted model, not a curated record